GUUGUGUAGCAAAAUUCCACAGCAGUGUGUGUGUCAUAACACCACAGGCUUCAGAGGGCUGUUCUGGAAAGUGAGGUCUGCUGUGCUUGCCGUCAGACGCUGAGGUACAGGGAAAAACUACAAGGCAAAAACUUUAUCUCUACUAACAGGUGGAGUUGCGUGGGACUCUAAUCAUGAUAACCAAACUGGGCAUGACGCUACUUCUGCUGGCUGUUGCCAUGGCAGUGGUGAUGGGACAGCGGCGUGACCGUCGCCCGGCAACCACAGAUGAGUGGAACUACAGGGAAGGCUCGGAGAAGGUGAAUAUGCGUGGGGUUUCCAAUCUGACUCAGGUUCUGGACAAUUGGAGGUUUGAUAUCCUGAGUCAGAUGAAGACACUUCUCCAGAAUGACCACCAGUCACUGCUUCCAGACUAUGCCAGAAUCCAGCCCCUGUCUGAGGCUCUGGAUGACCUUUACAAGGAAUUCAAUGCCCUCAAGGCUCACCUCGGUGACCUCAGUGAGAAGUUUGUUGCCAUUGAAGCCUUCAUUGAUGAGGUCAAGGCAGAGCGGACCAAUAGCGGGGCCUCUGUCCAGGCCACCAACCCGAACCCCGCCCCUAACCCACAGCCCACCAGGAGAAGAGUGGUCAAGAAGAAAGCUACUGCUUCCUAAAUGAAAAAAGCUACCCAUGUUAAAAGUGUCUUAAAAGUGUCUAAAAUGAAAAACGAAUAAAGCUAACUUUUUUGCAUAC
Esox lucius (northern pike) is the source of this 732-nucleotide messenger RNA. RefSeq lists its product as uncharacterized. The transcript is spliced from 4 exons. Lineage: Eukaryota; Metazoa; Chordata; Actinopteri; Esociformes; Esocidae. The record is from RefSeq and is a predicted model, not a curated record. Bases 174 to 653 code for a protein of 159 amino acids.